This is a messenger RNA of Mauremys mutica (yellowpond turtle), 1481 nucleotides long. It is a transcript of the gene MAP1LC3A, whose product is annotated as microtubule associated protein 1 light chain 3 alpha. The record is from RefSeq and is a predicted model, not a curated record. Lineage: Eukaryota; Metazoa; Chordata; Testudines; Geoemydidae. Gene Ontology annotation, molecular function: ubiquitin protein ligase binding. The transcript is spliced from 4 exons. The coding region runs from base 134 to 499 and encodes 121 amino acids. Gene Ontology annotation, cellular component: autophagosome membrane; cytosol; autophagosome. Gene Ontology annotation, biological process: cellular response to nitrogen starvation; autophagy of mitochondrion; macroautophagy.
ACGUCACCGCCGCUCGCUCCGGCCAGGCAGUUGCUCCCGGAGCCUGGGUGCCAGGCGGCUGCAGCGGAGCCCCCUUCUCCGAGCGCCCCGCGCCCCGCCCGGGGCUGUCGGGCCCCCGCCCCGCCCGGCCGCGAUGCCGUCGGACCGGCCCUUCAAGCAGCGGCGGAGCUUCGCGGAUCGUUCGAAAGAGGUGCAGCAGAUCCGAGAGCAGCAUCCAAGCAAAAUCCCGGUCAUCAUUGAAAGAUACAAGGGGGAGAAGCAGCUGCCUGUGCUGGAUAAGACCAAAUUUCUAGUCCCCGACCAUGUCAAUAUGAGCGAAUUGGUGAAAAUUAUCCGGCGCCGCCUGCAGCUGAACCCUACCCAGGCCUUCUUCCUGCUGGUGAACCAGCACAGCAUGGUGAGUGUCUCCACCCCCAUCUCGGAGAUCUACGAGCAGGAGAAGGACGAGGACGGCUUCCUCUACAUGGUCUAUGCCUCGCAGGAGACCUUCGGCUAUUGAGACGGAUGCGCAGCACGUGGAGACAAACUGAAACUGUUGCACACGGCCCCCACCCCCUCACCCCGGGAAGAUGACGUGGCCAGAGGCUCACGGCGCAGGAGCUGUGCAGACCCCCUGCCCCCGCCCCCAUAUCGAUGUCACCCCUGUAAAGGCACAGACAAAGCUAGUGCCCUGUGUUUGACUCAUGCCUCCUGUCCCCCAUCCCCCUGCCCCAGGCACAGCACUAGUCCCUCACCUCCCCCACCCCACCUCCUCCUCAGCAGGGACUUCAGCCGUGUGUGUGUAUUUGUUCUUAGCCUAAUGCCAAAUCAGCCGGGGCUGGUGAUGGGGAGUCAGGGGGGGCGGCCAUCUCCUUGACUUGUAGUGCGGUGGGGGGGCGGGGGGCUUGUCCUCUGAAAAUCUAAUAAAGGGCAGGAAGUCUGCAAAAAACAAGCCAACAAACAAUCAUUGCUCUUGAGUUUUAAUUGAUUUUAAUUACACGCAUAUCAAAUUCUUGGUGCUACCGAGUAGGUGUAGGCGUCUGUAGGACUGUGGAUAAUGUAUAUCUGUUAGAUUUAUUUUGUUAUUGGUUUUUAUUUUUUAACCGGGGGCGGGAGGGGAAUAAUUUGCCUGUAUUCUGUAGAUAAAUAAACUGAGCUUCUUUGCACUUUAAAAUGCAGCAGAGUGGAGUUAGCCUAAUUUAUACAGCUCUGACACGUAGAGCACUGCUUCUCUGGCAACUUUUCCACCUUGAUUUCCUUUGUUUUUCUUCUUUGGAAUUGUUUUAAAAAAAACAACAACAAAAAUUAAAACUCCCCUCCCCCCUCUCUCUCUUGCAUGGGGUGUUUUGGUCCCGUUGUGGCAGAGACCCUUUACUUGAGGAAUGUACUGAUUUACCUUUUUUCAUGUACUAUACCAAAAGAAAUGUAUAUGAAAAAACCCCACCCAGUUAAAGUGAUACAAAAGUCUAUAUACGUAUACAUACAAAUAAAUAUGAAUUCAA